This is a messenger RNA of Saccostrea cuccullata (small rock oyster), 1881 nucleotides long. RefSeq lists its product as uncharacterized. The transcript is spliced from 14 exons. Bases 157 to 1068 code for a protein of 303 amino acids. NCBI's taxonomy places the organism in Eukaryota, Metazoa, Mollusca, Bivalvia, Ostreida, Ostreidae. The record is from RefSeq and is a predicted model, not a curated record.
AAGCACAAACUUGAAAAAAGUGUUUCACUCACAAACACACGCAUGCAUAAAUCGAGGACUGUCGGUACAUACGUUUCGGAGCCUUGACUGAGAGGAAGAUAUAAACACAUAUAUUUGUAUUUUUAGCGUUUAGCAUUCAAUUACGGAAACCCGUGAAUGACAACUAAUAUUGAAUUUGUGUUUUCUACAAAAAUAUUAUUUACACAACAGUUUUGUUUGGAAACAAAACAAUGUGUUGAAUCACUCCCAACUGUGAGAGAAGUUGUGAACUGUCCAGCCACUGAGGAUGAAUGGAACGUUGCCGUUCAAAGAAAAAGAUGUGACGCGAUAGCCAUCAUCCAGAAGUGUGUUAACCCGUCUGAGCUUGAAUAUCACUGCUUGGUGAACCAUUGGAGUAAUGAAACAGUAGAAGUAUGUGCACCAAGAUGGAUUCUAACAGGGUAUUGUGGUUAUUAUGAUACAAGCAUCAAUAGGAUUUUCAACAAUGUCAAUGAAGACUGUACAAAAUUUAAAAAUCCUUGCCCGUCAAGGUAUAAGGCAUCAGAAUCAUAUAAAUAUCAAGAGUGCUACAGAAUAAAAAAUACUCAAAAAAGUCAAGAAGAGAAAUCAAAAAACAGCUAUGAGUGUUCCAUGGACGGCUAUAUUGCAGGAAUGAUUGUUGCCAUUCUUGUUGCUAUAAUUGCCAUAAGUGCUCUUAUUGUAUAUGCUUUUUGCAUGAAAACAGUCCGAAAAGUACUAGGAAAAGAUGAACAUGAUGAAGUGCAGAAGAAAGACUCUCUACCCUUUACAGAUAUGGAAAUAAUAGAAAGUGGACAAGAAUUAUUGCCAAGAUCAAGCAACAACAGUGAGCACGAAGUUUUUCUAGUUCGUGAAAUAAUAUAUAAAGCAAAACGGUCCGAACAACCAUGUGGCAGUGGGAGUACGCGAGCAGCACAGUCAGAUAUUGUACACGAAAGCACACCUGCAAGUAAAGAAGACAAUGUAGAUCCAUGUACAAAAAGUUUGCCAGACAGACUCCCAACUGAAGGGAGGAAGAGAAAAAAGAAAAGAAAGAAGAAGCGACAUUAGAAUUUUAGCAUUAAAAUCAUUUAUAUGCAAUUCAUCUCGUCAUCAUGCGGCUCGUUAAAUGUACAAGUUGAUAAUUUUCAAAAUAUUCCGUAAUUGAAAUAAUAAUUUUUAAAAAAAAAGAAAUUAGUUAUUCGGAAUGCACAAGUGUUUGAUGACAAAAACAAAUGUCUUUGCUUUGAUUAACCUAACACUGAAUGUUCUAAAGUCUCGAAAAAAAAAACUUGAUUUAAACAAGGACAAAAGAGCAUAAACUUAAUUUAACAGCCUUAAAGCUUAAACAAUGUUCUUAAAAUUUUUAUUAUGAAAUAAAAACUGUUGUCAAAAACUAUUUUAAAAAAUACGAAUGGAUCUUUUAGAAAGAGAAUUAAUUUCUCCAGUGUCCAACUACUAGAUCAGCUUUAACAUACAGUCUUUUCACAAGAUAUAUUUAUAUUCAUGCUCUUCUCAACAUUAAGUCUAUCAUCAUUAGAAGGUUGCCUAGUUAAUAUACGCUGUGUGUAUUUUUAUAUUAUAUACUUUUAUAUUUUAUAUGCACUUUUAUUUCGUUUUCUCGUUUGAUCGUAGGAAAGAUUGUUUGAUGUAUAAAUGAUACUGGACUUUACCUUAAUCAAAAAUACUGCUAUAAAUAACUGAAUCAUUAAUAUGUCCCGCUCAGUUGCAAAUCACAAAAAGUCCACUAACAUUUUUUUCUGUUAUUCAUUGUAUCAACAUAAUUGUGUCUGCUUAUAAUAUAUAAAGAAUUUAUUGUUGUAAAUAUUUUUUAAAAAGUUAAUGAUGUCAAUGCAAUUACAGCUAAUAAAUUUGUAGAAAAUA